AUGCGUACUGUUGCUGUUAUUGGCCAGUGUGCUGUGGUGGCUGACUCAAGCUUGAGGAUUGAGUGUCUUCUGCCUCAGGCUGUAAGGAUGCUGCUGUUUGUUCUGCUCGCCCUCGGUCACGCCACCCAGGGUUUACCUAAUGUUGAUGACGUCACCAUUCCACCUUGGGUGACCACUACAACUGAGGCAUCUAGAUCAUUGGGACCUGUAGACUUGGACGUACAACUACCUCGAUCCAUUAAGCCGCUCCAUUAUGUGGUCAAACUUCAACCCUUCAUCAAUGGCAACUUCAGCAUCGUCGGCUACAUGGAGGUGGAGAUGGAGGUUCUGGAACCCACUUCCAACAUCACUCUCCACAUAUCGGAUAUCAUCACUAAAAACGACACCGUAAAAGUAGGGAUGAGCUUCAAUAUAGUUUCAGAUCAAGCAACAUCCCGAGGCUUGAGGAUCAAGAAACACGAGUAUGACCAUAGUCGUCACUUUUACAUUGCCCAUUUGAGGAAAGAGCUCCAGAAGGGAAAAAGGUACAUCCUGUCCAUGGAGUUCCUUGGUUAUCUUAAUAAUAAGCUGCAUGGCUUCUACAGAGCGACCUACAAGGAUGUUUAUGGUAACAUCAGGUGA
Penaeus vannamei (Pacific white shrimp) is the source of this 621-nucleotide messenger RNA. NCBI's taxonomy places the organism in Eukaryota, Metazoa, Arthropoda, Malacostraca, Decapoda, Penaeidae. The record is from RefSeq and is a predicted model, not a curated record.